Messenger RNA from Oryza brachyantha (malo sina), 920 nucleotides. Its product is annotated as LOB domain-containing protein 4-like. Bases 1 to 609 code for a protein of 202 amino acids. The record is from RefSeq and is a predicted model, not a curated record. NCBI's taxonomy places the organism in Eukaryota, Viridiplantae, Streptophyta, Magnoliopsida, Poales, Poaceae. The transcript has 2 exons.
AUGAGGGACGUGGUGGUGGUGGCGGGUGGGGGCGGGAAGGCGGCGAGCAGGCAGGCCCAGGGCGGCGGCGGAGGGACGGCGACGGCGUCGGCUUCGGCCCCGUGCGCGGCGUGCAAGCUGCUGCGGCGGCGGUGCGCGGCGGGGUGCGUGUUCGCGCCCUACUUCCCUCCCGGCGAGCCGCACAAGUUCGCCAACGUGCACCGGGUCUUCGGCGCCAGCAAUGUCAGCAAGCUCCUCCAGGACAUACCGGUGCAGCACAGAGGGGACGCCGUGAGCAGCCUGGUGUACGAGGCGAACGCGCGCGUGAGGGACCCGAUCUACGGCUGCGUCGGCGCCAUCUCGUCGCUGCAGCAGCAGGUGGAGGCGCUGCAGGCGCAGCUGGCGCUGGCGCAGGCGGAGAUGGUCAGGCUCCGGAUGAGCAACGACUACAUCUCGCGCCGCCUCCGGCCGGUGCGCGGCGGCGGCGGCGGCGGGAGCACCACCACCACAGGCUCGCCGUCCUCCAUGUCGUCGCCGGCCAAGACGGCGGAGCCGGAGCCGCUCUGCAGGCCCACGCCGGAGCUGGACAUGGUGGUGGACCAGCCGGACUUCGGCUUCUGGUCCUACUAAGCAUAUACUAUCUUUGGAGCAAGUUAGUGCUGGUAGCUGAUCUUAGCUGUGAUCAUCGAUCAAAAAAGUGUUGCUUUUUUGUUUUUUUUGAGCGAGUGACGGAUGAUAUGGUAUGGUAUAGUUCAUAGCUAGUUGUGACUCAAGUAUAUGGCGAUGUGUGCGCAGUAGCAGCGUGACACUGGGAGGGAGGUGAACAUAGGCAGAGGCCUCCUCCUAGACCUUCUUCUGGGAUAUAUCAGGGUUUUUUUUGUUGGGCUAUCCUUCUAUGAGAAGGUAGAAAACUGUUACAGACAUUGUUGUGCAUUCACUGC